This is a messenger RNA of Glossina fuscipes, 2904 nucleotides long. It is a transcript of the gene Pgant7, whose product is annotated as N-acetylgalactosaminyltransferase 7. Gene Ontology annotation, cellular component: Golgi apparatus. NCBI's taxonomy places the organism in Eukaryota, Metazoa, Arthropoda, Insecta, Diptera, Glossinidae. The record is from RefSeq and is a predicted model, not a curated record. Bases 166 to 1932 code for a protein of 588 amino acids. The transcript has 3 exons.
AAAAUAUUAUUUACUGUUAAGUUGUUUUUGUGCACUCGCCUGAACUUUCCUAGACACGUCAACAAAGUACUAUUUGGAAUUCCUGGUUGCAUUUGGAUUAAAGGCGAUAUUUUAAAAUUAUUUUGAUCUAAAAAAAAAUUUUUUUUUCAUUAUUUUGUGCAAAAAAUGCGCAUCAGCAACAUACGGAGCGGACGUAUAUGCCGUUUGGUCUUAUGUUGUUUGGUCAUAUUUCCCUUGUUAUAUCUGCUUACUACAUGGAGUGAAAAAUAUAAACGUUCUCAGGAGGUUUAUCAGGCACAGUCUAUACAUUAUCAAAAGCUAGAGAGUAGACUGAAAGAAGUUCCGGUUCUGGUAGAGGGCUUGGGCAAUUUUGAACCUAAAGAUAUGCCAAAACGUAAUGGCCCGGGGGAAAAUGGCAAACCUCACCAUUUGCCAGCCGAGAAGCAAGCUGAGGCUGACGAAUCGGAAAUGCAGUACGGGAUGAAUAUAGCUUGCUCUGAUGAAAUUUCUAUGCAUCGUAGUAUACUUGACACGCGUUUAGAGGAGUGCAAGCAUUGGAAUUAUCCGUACGAUUUGCCUACAACUAGCGUAAUUAUAGUCUUUCACAAUGAGGGAUUUUCAGUACUCAUGCGUACCGUGCAUUCAGUUGUUGAUCGCACACCCUCUCAUGUAUUGCAUGAAAUACUCCUUGUGGACGAUUAUUCCGACAAACAAAAUCUUAAAAAUAAUUUAGAUGAAUACAUCAAAAAGUUUAACGGUUUGGUUCGUUUAAUACGAAAUUCUGAAAGAGAGGGUUUGAUACGAACCCGUUCAAGAGGAGCCAAAGAAGCAACAGGGGAAGUUAUCGUAUAUUUGGAUGCUCACUGUGAGGUCAACGUUAAUUGGCUGCCACCACUUCUAGCUCCUAUUUAUCGAGAUCGUACUGUUAUGACUGUUCCAAUCAUUGACGGUAUUGAUCACAGGACUUUCCGGUACCAUUCGGUGUAUGGGACCGAAAAUCAUUUUCGGGGUAUCUUUGAGUGGGGAAUGUUAUACAAGGAAAAUGAAUUACCCAAGCGAGAACGAAGACGCCGUCAAUAUAAUACAGAGCCUUAUCGUAGUCCUACACAUGCUGGCGGACUCUUCGCCAUCAAUCGUGAAUACUUCUUAGAACUGGGAGCUUAUGAUCCGGGCUUACUGGUAUGGGGUGGUGAGAAUUUUGAAUUAAGCUUUAAAAUUUGGCAAUGCGGUGGAAGUAUUGAAUGGGUGCCGUGUUCGCACGUGGGGCACGUUUAUCGAGGCUUUAUGCCCUACAAUUUCGGUAAAUUAGCCGAGAAGAAGAAAGGAUCUUUAAUAACCAUCAAUUACAAGCGAGUUAUUGAGACAUGGUUUGAUGAUAUACACAAAGAAUAUUUUUACACACGUGAACCUUUAGCGCGCUAUCUGGAUAUGGGAAAUAUUAGUCAACAGUUAAAUCUGAAAAAACGGCUCAAUUGCAAAUCAUUUCAAUGGUAUAUGGAUAAUAUCGCGUACGAUGUGUACGAUAAAUUUCCUUCUUUACCUGCCAAUUUACAUUGGGGUGAAUUGCGAGCUGUGGCCACCGAUACUUGCCUAGAUUCAAUGGGCAAUCAGCCGCCGGCACUAAUGGGAUUAUCCCAUUGCCAUGGUUCCGGCAACCAUCAACUGAUACGACUCAACGCAGCCGGUCAAUUGGGUGUGGGCGAACGCUGCAUAGAGGGUGAUCGUCAAGGCAUUAAAUUAGCAGUUUGCCGCUUGGGCACAGUAGAUGGCCCUUGGAGUUAUAAUGAGCAAUCGAAACAUUUACUCCACCGCGGCCAGAAAAAGUGCAUGUCCCUACAUCCGGUUACACAGCAAUUAUUCUUGGCUUAUUGUGACACCAAUGAUGCCUAUCAGGAGUGGAAAUUUAAAACUAUUAAGCUGGACUACCACUAAAGAAUUUUAAAACAAAAAUUUAUUACUCGUAAGCAGCAUUUUAUUUAAUUGGCUAACAAGAAUCUAUCAAAUUAACAUUAGAAAUCUGUUAAAUUUAGAUUACAGGCAUAGCAACUAUCGGCAAAUUUGUGCUAGAUUUCGAAGUCAAGCCACACUAGUUUGCUAAUUUAUAUGCCAAUCUAGUUUGCGUUUUAUCAGAUCAUCUUUUCUCUUUCUGUGAUCCAAAAUUAAUUCUCAAGAGCGUACCAGUUUAAGAAGCAGUGAUUUUAAAAAUUAUAAAUAUUUUUAUUUUAAAUAUUGUUCGCCAUUAUGCUUAUAAUAAAACUAUAUCUACUCUUGAUCAGUGCGUAUAUCGGCCGCGGCUUAGCUAUGUUUACCGGGGUGCUUGUUUGGAAGCGUUAAAACCCUUACUAGCAUAAGUUAGGUAAUCAUUGGAGCCAACAAAAUCUUUCCAUUCCUGGAGCCGCCUACAAUUCGAAGGAGAGUAAUAGCUCAAAUAGGGCUCGCAGUUUAGAGUUUUAAACUUGGCAAUUAUUUGUUCCUCAAUAAAGUGCUUCCUAGAAAUUCCGAAAUUACCAUCCAAUCAUCAGGCAGAAUAACCAAAGAAAAGUUUUUAGCUUGUGUAAUAAUCACUUGUGCCUAAAAGAAAGGUUUGAUGUGAUAUACUAUAAACACCACGCUACAUACGGGAUAUGAUUACGUCGAGAGGAUGAAUUUCACUACCAUUCAUCAAGUAUUGUACAUAAGACCAACGGUGGGAACUAAAAAAUUCGGCCUCAGUGGAAAUUAUUUCUUCUUAAAUACUUUCCUAUUUAUUUUGUGUUAAAUUUGGACUCUAUGCUGACAUCCGUUAAUUUGUUAAUGUGCAUAUGUAUGGCUGUUGCUGUGUUGUGUGCUUAAUUAUCUAAUAUGAGAUAUUUUUAUUGACAUUAUUAUUUAUAAAUUUUUGUGUUGUUUUUCGCCAAUUCUUUU